This is a messenger RNA of Malaya genurostris, 2683 nucleotides long. RefSeq names its product zinc finger protein 678-like. The coding region runs from base 211 to 2613 and encodes 800 amino acids. The record is from RefSeq and is a predicted model, not a curated record. The transcript has 3 exons. Lineage: Eukaryota; Metazoa; Arthropoda; Insecta; Diptera; Culicidae.
AUUCAGCUCAUUCGACUAUGUUUUCAUUCUUAUAAGUUUAGUUUCGUGCUAUGUUAGAUGUGGAGAACAUUGGUUAAACUGCUAAAAGUGAAGUAAUCAAGUAUUGAUUUCUAGUACAAAAAUAAAUUCUUCAUUUCAAUGAAGAGCUUUUUCAGUUAUUCUUUAGACUAGCUCAUCUAGACUUGUCAAAUUCUAGUCGUAACCGAGACAAUGUUGCUAAGGCAAUUCAUAUCAUCUAGUAACGCUAUCGAGGAAAUCUAUAUCGUUAAACAGGAAGAAGAGAGCGACAAUGAGGAGCACCCGUCCGUAGAAAAAUUACUUCCCGAAACGGGAAUCGUGUCGACAUCAAUGACUAUAUUUGCAGAAAACAAGCAGCCAAAUGUGGUAGAAAUCAAAAGUGAACCUGAAGAUGAUAAAAGCGAUGACGAAAGCCUGCUGAAACAACCUUUCGUAAAUUCAACAUUCGUAAGCGAAUUGAAUCCUGAUGUAGAUGAUACCAAACAGUUGUUAGUAAAAAGCGAAGAUGAAGAUGAUAUCCCAUUAGCAAUUCGCAUGAGAAGAAGAAAACAAAUUGCUAAGUACGCUGAAAAAAAUAAAAAUAAUAUUGUUAAAGCGAAUGAUUCCGAUUCUGAUGAUUCUGGGAGUCGUGUUGACGAUUAUGUCGGUAGUGACUCUGAAAAGAGACCACAGAAGGAUCCGGAUUGCAACAUUUGUAUCGUAAAAUUUUCAACUAGACACGAGUUGAAACGUCACCUGCGAAAAAGACAUUCUGAUAUGCUUCCUUUUCGUUGUAAUAAAUGUGCAUCAAGAGAACUGAAAAGCUUUUGUUCUUUAAACAAACACUUUGAAAUGCAUGAUCCAGCCAAGCCGUACAAGUGCUGCUACUGUGAAGCACGGUUCACUUCUAAAAUUCAUCGUACAGCCCAUCAGAGACGCUUCCAUAAGGAUGACUUGGAGAACGACACAAUUCGGAAUGCGAAUCGUCGUUUUGUCUGUCGUUAUUGUAGUAAGCGGUUUGCUGCUAAAUUCAAUUUAGAACGUCACGAACGGAAUCACGAAAUGAAAAUUACAGACGAUGAAUCCUUCUUAAACAGACGCAAUAAGUGCUUCCUAUGCGAUUUGAAACCGUGUGAGACCAAAGAGGCACUUAAUGACCAUCUAACGAUUCACGUCGAUAAACUACCAUAUUCGUGCCAACGGUGUGAGAACGUUUCGGCUAUCACAUCGAUUCGUUUGUUGAACAAGCAUUUGGCAUCACACGAAGAACCCGAGAAGCCAAUAAAAUGCAUCUAUUGCAACGAUAGAUUUCUUUCCAUUGGUGCUUGCCAGGCCCAUGAAAGAACGCAUACCCAGGAAAAACAAGCCGAUGAAGCCGCUGUUGCAAACAUGGAAAGCAAAAGAAUUUCCACCAAAAUUAUCAUCGUGAAUGGCAUGAAACGGUAUGAGUGUGCUUAUUGUGGCAAUUCAUAUUCUUUGCUGAGCACUCUACGAAGACAUGAAAAUAUUCAUACUGGAAAAAUUCAAUAUGUUUGUAAAGUUUGCGGCAAAAUUUUCAAUAAAUCAUCCUGUUUGCUGCAACACGAAAAAACACAUUUGCAAAAUGCACCGUACAAAUGUGAGAUCUGUGGGAGAGGAUUCAAGGAAACAAUAAGACUUAUAGAGCACCGUCGAAUUCAUAGCGGGGAACGGCCUUUCACUUGCGAGAUAUGCUUCAAAAGUUUCCGUAUAAAACCACUGUUGAGAGAACAUAGUCUUCAGUGUACGCCUCCAGAUACCAGCAUAGAAUGCAAAUGUCGUUUUUGUGAAAGCGUAUUAAGUUGCUUUCGGGACUUGCAGGAUCAUGUUCUAGGCUCCCAUCCACUCGUAAUAGAGGAAACUCGUUGUACAUAUUGUGAUAUGUCUUUUAAAAGCGCCAUAAAUUUAGUAGACCAUGAAUAUUAUCACCGUAAUCCGAACUCAAUCAAAUGCGAUGUGUGCGGUAGAAUUUUCAAACAACAUUCAAAUCUACGUCGUCAUCAGCGACUACAUAGCAAUGAUGCCGUUCCAUAUCAAUGCGAUCUUUGUGGUAAAAGUUUCUCUCAAAGUGGAGCGCUGAAAGUUCACAAACGAAUUCAUUCAGGGGAGAAACCGUAUACAUGUGAACUAUGCGACAAAACAUUCUACCACAGCUCGACCAUGAACAGACACAAGAGAUCCCAUUACAAAAGCAAGAGCAGGUUGUUUUUAUUUGGUGAGCAAAAUCGUCUAUCUGAGAAUAUGCAACCUGAAAGCAUAUCUUCGAAUGCCAUUGUCCCUAUCAAUUUUGUGCAUUCUCAAAAUAUUCCCAAUCAAAAUCAACAGUUGAUAGAUGGAAAUGCGAUGCUGUCUCUUGAAUCGGUAACCCUUCCCGUUUCGGUGGAGCCUCACAUUUUUCUCGGAUCUCAAGUGCCUAAUAACUUACCAGAGCAGCAACUAUCACUGGGCAGUUUCGAAAUCAACACCGGAAACACUUCUGGGGGUGAAACAGCAUCUACUUUGGGGGAAGGAACACCGCUUUUCGUUCUGGAUACGAAGCUGUUAAUACCUCAAACGAUUGUGCAACAUCAGGAAGAACGUAUUGAAACCGACAUGUAACAAAAAUUGCAGUUGUACUCAGGGAAAAGUUAAUGUGAACCGAAGAUAUACUAUUUUGGUAUUAAAUUAA